This is a messenger RNA of Nylanderia fulva, 1711 nucleotides long. RefSeq names its product Inosine-5'-monophosphate dehydrogenase ras. Gene Ontology annotation, cellular component: GMP reductase complex. Gene Ontology annotation, molecular function: GMP reductase activity. Gene Ontology annotation, biological process: nucleotide metabolic process. The record is from RefSeq and is a predicted model, not a curated record. Lineage: Eukaryota; Metazoa; Arthropoda; Insecta; Hymenoptera; Formicidae.
UCAGAUAAGGUAUAUCUAGACGUGCCUGGGUGUACCAUCCAGUAUAAGCAAGAACGUUGAAGAACGUCUUCGCGAGUUUGAUUGCGUUCCGCGGUACGAGAGACCGGAGUCGUCUGCUAGAGCGAACGAACUGUUAAAGGAGAUAGGAAUAAAUAUCCGCGCUCGCCGAAAUGCCCAACAUAAUAAAUGACAUAAAGCUGGACUUUAAGGACGUGCUGCUGCGCCCGAAACGAAGCACGUUGAGAAGCAGAUCCGACGUCGACCUUUUUAGAGAAAUUACAUUUCGCAAUUCUAAACAAACAUACAGAGGAAUUCCUGUAAUGGCAUCUAAUAUGGAUACAGUUGGAACAUUUGAAAUGGCAAAAGCUUUAUCAAAGCAUGGUCUUUUCACUACAAUCCAUAAAUAUUAUAACGCAGAUGAAUGGAAAAACUUUUGUGCAUUAAAUCCUGAUUGCAUAAAAAAUGUAGCAGCUAGCUCAGGAACAGGAAAUGAUGAUUACGAACGACUUUCAAGCAUUCUAGAAGCUGUGCCGGAAUUAUCAUUUAUAUGCUUAGAUGUUGCAAAUGGAUAUUCGCAACACUUUGUUGAAUAUGUAAGAAAAGUAAGAGCGCGAUAUCCGAAUCACACUAUAAUUGCAGGAAAUGUUGUAACAGGAGAAAUGGUGGAAGAAUUAAUACUUUCUGGAGCAGAUAUAAUUAAAGUAGGAAUUGGUCCAGGUUCUGUAUGCACAACACGGAUGAAGACUGGUGUGGGCUAUCCUCAAUUAAGUGCUGUAAUAGAAUGUGCAGAUGCGGCACAUGGCUUAAAGGGGCAUAUUAUUGCUGAUGGUGGUUGUACUUGCCCUGGAGACUUGGCGAAAGCAUUUGGUGCUGGUGCAGACUUUGUCAUGGCAGGUGGGAUGUUUGCAGGUCAUGAUGAAUGUGGGGGUGAAGUUAUAGAAAAAAAUGGAAAGAAAUUCAAACUCUUUUAUGGAAUGGCCUCCAAUACAGCCAUGAAGAAGCACGUUGGUGGUGUUGCGGACUACAGAUCUUCAGAAGGAAAGACUGUCGAAGUGCCUUAUAGAGGAUUAGUCGAAAACACUGUACUGGAUAUACUGGGUGGCUUAAGAUCCGCUUGCACUUACACAGGAGCCGAGCGUUUGCGUGAACUUCCGCGGCGAGCGACAUUUAUACGCUGUACGCAACAAUUAAAUCCUAUGUACGGUCCUCCUCCAGAAAUGUAAAGCGUUAUAUAAUUAUUAAAUUAUGCUCUCUUUAGAGAAAGCUUAGGAAAAAAAGUUUUAAACGCCAAUAUAUCUGUUGAUCGCGUAUUAUUUGCUGGCGAAUAAUAUUUAUAAAUGGGCGAAAAUGCAGUCUUAUUAGAAUGUUAAUAACUUGGUGUAGUAAUACCCAAGUAUUACGAAUAAUUAAUGUUAAAUACGCUCAAAAAUAGAAAAAUGAUAAACAUUAAUUCUUCAUGCACAAAAAAUGUAGAAUUUCGUUACGUUAACCGCUAUUUGCAUCAUUGAAGAUAUAUACACAAUCUUAUUUUAACAAUUUAUACAAUUCUAUAAUAAUAAAAUGAAAUAGAUUUUCUAUUUAUAUUUAAACAUAUUUAAACAACGAAUAUUAUACUCUAUUUAUACUUUUUUGUUGUUAUCUUUUUAUUAUAAAAUUUAAAUAUUUAUGUAUCUUACAAACCUUGCAUUAAACGUGCCCUAUAUCUAUGUAA